Molecule: messenger RNA, 2651 nt
Organism: Cervus elaphus (red deer)
Lineage: Eukaryota; Metazoa; Chordata; Mammalia; Artiodactyla; Cervidae
Gene: FOXE1
Product: forkhead box E1
Exons: 1
Coding region: 135-1256 (373 amino acids)
Biological process (GO): anatomical structure morphogenesis; cell differentiation; regulation of transcription by RNA polymerase II
Molecular function (GO): DNA-binding transcription factor activity, RNA polymerase II-specific; RNA polymerase II cis-regulatory region sequence-specific DNA binding
Source: RefSeq, a predicted model, not a curated record
ACCCUCUCAGCUCUCUGCAGAGGGGCCCAGCGUCGGCCCCCGUGACCCGGUGUCCCGGGCCCCGCAGCUCCCAAAGCCGCCGCCCGAUUCUCGAAGGCAGCGGGGACGCCUCGGGGACGCGGGACGGCUGCGCCAUGACGGCCGAGAGCGGGCCGCCGCCGCCGCCGCCGCAGCCGGAGGCGCUGGCGGCCGUGAAGGAGGAGCGCGGUGAGGCGGGGGCCGGCGGGGUACCUGCGGAGGCCGCGGGUCGCGGCGCCGGUGGGCGGCGGCGGAAGCGCCCCCUGCAGCGGGGCAAGCCGCCCUACAGCUACAUCGCGCUCAUUGCCAUGGCCAUAGCGCACGCGCCGGAGCGCCGCCUCACUCUGGGCGGCAUCUACAAGUUCAUCACCGAGCGUUUCCCCUUCUACCGCGACAACCCCAAAAAGUGGCAGAACAGCAUCCGCCACAACCUCACGCUCAACGACUGCUUCCUCAAGAUCCCACGCGAGGCCGGCCGCCCGGGCAAGGGCAACUACUGGGCGCUCGACCCCAACGCCGAGGACAUGUUCGAGAGCGGCAGCUUCCUGCGCCGCCGCAAGCGCUUCAAGCGCUCUGACCUGUCCACGUACCCGGCUUACAUGCACGACGCGGCCGCCGCCGCCGCCGCCGCGGCCGCCGCCGCCGCCGCCGCCAUCUUCCCGGGCGGCGUGCCCGCUGCGCGCCCUCCUUACCCCGGCGCGGUCUACGCCGGCUACGCCGCACCGUCGCUGGCCGCGCCGCCCCCGGUCUACUACCCGGCCGCCUCGCCAGGCCCGUGCCGCGUCUUCGGCCUGGUGCCUGAGCGGCCGCUCAGCCCGGAACUGGGCCCCGCGCCCUCGGGGCCCGCCGGUUCCUGCUCCUUUGCCCCGGCCGGCGGCUCUGCGGCUAGCACCGCUUACCAGCCGGCCGGCUGCGCCGGUGCCCGACCCGCCAACACUUCCGCCUAUGCGGCCGCCUACGCUGGCCCCGACGGCACGUACUCGCAAGGGGCCGGCGGGGCCCUCUUCGCAGCGGCUGGCCGGUUGGCCGGGCCCGCUUCGCCCCCCGCGGGUGGCAGCGGCGGCGGCGUCGAGACUGCGGUGGACUUCUAUGGGCGCACAUCGCCCGGCCAGUUCGGAGCGCUGGGGCCCUGCUACAAUCCUGGUGGGCAGCUCGGAGCGGGCAGUGGAGGCGCCUACCACGCUCGCCACGCGGCUGCCUAUCCGGGCGCGGUGGAUCGGUUCGUGUCCGCCAUGUGAGCGGAGCAAACAGGCGAAAAGUCAUAGAUACCUCGACUGUCCUUACGAACUAAGUAUCCACGAAACCUGAGGACAGGACUGGACAGACGGCCGGAUUGAGAGCCACGUGGCAGGGACCGAGCCGGCGUGACAGGCGCAGACUCGGGGCACCGCGUACCCCGGGCGCCUGCCGGGCGGCUUUGAAAACGGGAGGUGGGGAGAAGCGUCCGAGGCCCACGGACUGGGACAACAGACCCUCAUAGAGGCGCAACUCCAAAGGUCUUGCCUUUGACAUUCUACCGGGGAGGGCCCUCGGCUCUAAAAGGGGCAGAAGGUAGCGUCUACUCCAGAGUCUAGAGGGAUGGUGGAAAAUCACAUGAUUUCACUCUUCCCGGUACUUUUAGAAACUCUAUUUACACAGUUCGACCUCUUGUGCCUUUGACUACCUUAUUACAAUAAAAGACUCCUAUAGCGUCUUCCUACAUAAGGUGAGGAAGACUAAUUUGCAAAAGAAGUAACUUUUUUUUUUAAUGGGAAAGAUCUCUGUUUAGCUUGACCGAGGCCUGCUUUUUCCAGCCUCUAAGAACUGCAAACCCGGCUCUGAAUCUGGACUGUGCUGGGUUGCCACAGUGUGACCCAGUUCCAUCACUCACACCCCCAGUGUUCCCAUGUGAUAUACAGGAAGGCUGCAGAAUUCAACCGGGCCCCAUAUGAUCUUUAAGGGCCCAUCAGGGUUGCUGCCGCCCUGCACAUUUGGCAGCAUGAGUGGGCCACCCAAGGCCCAACCUUACUCCAGGGAAUGGGAACAGAGCUCAUGGCAAGCAACUCUGGAUUAGCUCCAGGCCCCGAUUAUGUCAUAAUUUCUUGAAUCUUUUCAGCAUGAUGUGCUGAUCAUUCGGCAGCUAUUACUGCUGGGUCAUAAAUGUGGUUUUCCAAUGAGGCAGGUAGAAAUACAUUUGUCCAUUGCCCACUCUUUCUUUUCAUUAAGCCCUGGGCCCAAUGGGUGAGUUAAAAUUCAAAGAGAUGACAAAACUCUCUUGAGUCUCUUGGUGACAGCUUUCAUUUUGUGGGCUGGCCCUUCCAUCCCCGGCACCCUUUGCCGUACCUCCGUAGCUUCCUCAUGCAAAAAAGAAAGAGAAAAACUAACAGGGGCAGUCAGUUAGACUUUAGAAAGAAACCGGCAUUUAACUUUGUUUUGUUUCCAUUUAUUUCUUUUAAGCUACAAGAUGACCAAGAUCAGAAAAAUAAUAAAUCCAAGCAUUUCCCCACCUUUCUCAUGAGAAAUCUUGUAAGUUUCAAUUCUGGAGCAAAACUUUCUAGCAUUAAAUAUUUCAGAGGCUCAUUGUGCAGUUUCAGAUAAACUUGAGUGUUCAUAUGAACUGUUUCUAAUAAAAAUCUUUGAGUGAGUUCUGGCAA